AUGAGGCCCGAAGAUGAACUGAUACUGAGGAAGCUGCACGACAUGCUGCGGAACACAGCGGACCAGCUGACCGAGCUGACUGGGGAACUGACUGGGAAACACGCACCCCCCCACAUAGGGGUUGUAAGGGAGUCGCGACCCACCCCGCUCGACGACGAAUAUAAUGAGAAACUUCGGAUACAAGAAAUUGUGAAUGCCAAAUUUCAUGGAUACAAAUUAGUUAACAACACGCCGUCUACCCCUAAAACUUUGCUAAAAGAUCUUCUAAAAGAAACUAUCGAAGCAAAUGUCAUUAAACCAAAAACGAAACUUGUGGACACAAGUGUUCAAGUUAAUUAUACGCCGACUCUCAAAAAACGGACGGUUAAAAAGAAGGAAUUAGGAAUAUCACGGACGGAAACGCUUCAAAUUGACGGAAAAACUAAAGAUGAAGCUAAAAGCAACGGCACACAUAACAGGACACUUAAAAAUUGCUUUCCAUCAGUCGCCUAUAAUGAAUUAACAUAUCACGUGGAACCGAAGAUAACGACUUCAUCAUCACAAAAAGCUCUACAAGUUCAAGAAAUGCCCAGCAUUAAUAUAAGAAGCGAGCUGACGACCCAAAAAGUUGUACAACUAGACAUAUACCCUGACUCUGAAGAAACUCCAAGCAAUGCUCCUCAAACUAAUGCUUUGGUUUUAACACUACAACACGAACCAGAACCCACGCAGAGAUGUGAUAAUAAAAAUACGUUUGUUCACAUUCACCAAACAUCCAUUGCAACCAAACAAAUAUACGAUCAACCCACUGUGAGAAAGGUGUCCAAGAUGUCGCCUCACGAGAGCAGUGACUCGACGAAUAAUAUUAAUACUUAUUUACGACGGAGAGGAGCUCGCCCCGGGCAGGAUCAGGCUGCUCCUGAAAUAGAAACAUACGCACACGGAAAAACUAAAAAUAAUAACAUAAAGAGGGCAUCGAGAGGAAGAGACACGCGUUUAGAUGAGUGGAAGAAGAAACUUAAUGCUGUUUAUGGUAAAACUAAGGGUACCUACAAAACUAAGAGACCUCACGCCGGUGUAACAAACAUCGCUAAUGAGACUAAGUCUCCGAGGAAAUCUAAUAACACGGAGUAUAUACCGUAUACAAAACUCACGCUGGGCGGAGUCAACGUCAGUGACAUAGAAAAGGAGAUAUGUAACGUACCCGACAAAAACGUUAUCAUAAGUCCAAUUUUAGACAAAAUUCUGAGUCGGGAGAACUCAUUCCAUAACGAGAGUCCUCGAGUCAUCAAAAACAACAAAAUCCUCACUUCAUCAGAUGAAAACUUACUGCAAGAAGUUAUCGAUAUCGAAAGUCAGGUCACGAGCACACUCUCCAAAGAAAUUAAUACACAAAAAUCAGAAAAUGGGGAAAAUAUAGCGAAGGAUAAUUUAGACAGCGAUGUGUAUGAUGAUGACUUUGAAGAUAAAUCAGACGAAGACAGGCGGAGUGAAUCAAACGAACCGGGAUCAGCGCGGGAGCAGGCCGCCAACAACGGGGCUAAGGACGAGGAGCUCAACAACUCGGAUGAAACGACGCACAACAAAACAUACACGAAGACUAUUAACUUGGCGUUCAAGAACGCGGUGGAGGUGUUCGAGUUCGUUCACUCAGUCGACACGCAGGACAUCGGCACGCAGAGUCACGGCUCCAGCGGGAUCACGCCCAAAGAGACUCAGACCUCGCCGAGGACCGCCCCCCCCGACCUGCGACCCAUACACAACGACCUGUGGCCCACACUUGACCCACACAACGAGGUUGGAAAAAUGUUCGACUUGGAGAAGGACUUCAUCAAGAAGGUCAUUCUGGAGGAAUACAGCGACUUGUUUACUAAGAACACAAACAAACCGUCCACCUCCCGACCGGACCCUGACGAUGACAGGAACACAGCCGCCUCUACCAAGAUCACACAGACGUCUCCGGCACACGUCAAGAGUGUGAUGACCUCGCCCACCAGGACCAAGACGAGGACCACAUCACCGUUCACACUCUCACUGAAAGUUGAUCAGCACACCAGUCCUUUGGGCUUGUCUCAACAAGAACACCUCAAGCUUCAAGUAAAUGAAGAGGAAUUCGAUAUUUCAGUGAACCUGUCGUCGCCUAGGUUCACUCUGCGGCUGCCGCGACCCUCAACGGAGUCGCUCCCAUACACUGAACCGAACAAAAAGGAACCCGAGAAAAUAUAUUCAAAGAAAAAUAUUCCGAGCAGCUCGAGUUCACCGAACGAAGACUACUCGACGGAUGUGUCCAGUUUCGGAGAAAUAAGCCACAAGUUUAAACGAAGGCUCCGGAAGACGAGGAUCCCUUCGAUAUCGGAAAUGAGUUCGACGUCUUCUAUAUCGAGCAUCAGCUCGGCCGCGCCGCCUCUCAGGAGCGAGGGGGAGCUCAGUGUAGGACAAAUUGUAAAAAGAAAAGAGAAAAACAGCAGGAGCGAAGGGGAAAUGAGUCUAGGACGACUAGCUGAUGGCUGA
This is a messenger RNA of Danaus chrysippus (African queen), 2490 nucleotides long. NCBI's taxonomy places the organism in Eukaryota, Metazoa, Arthropoda, Insecta, Lepidoptera, Nymphalidae. The record is from the annotation of a GenBank genome assembly.